Messenger RNA from Vanessa atalanta (red admiral), 14270 nucleotides. RefSeq lists its product as uncharacterized. Gene Ontology annotation, biological process: regulation of gene expression. The record is from RefSeq and is a predicted model, not a curated record. Bases 522 to 13904 code for a protein of 4460 amino acids. Lineage: Eukaryota; Metazoa; Arthropoda; Insecta; Lepidoptera; Nymphalidae. Gene Ontology annotation, cellular component: nucleus. The transcript is spliced from 9 exons.
UAUACUACCUAGCUGUGAGGGGAAACCUGAUGCGGGGCGACACCCCAAGUAGCAAAUUCCUGGUAUCUAUAAUCUGUAGCCGAAAGACCAUAAUGGCGAGUUAUUAACCGCGCGCAAAGAGCGAGAAAGCAUUCGUUCGAAGAAUACAUGGGCGGCCGCCAUUUUGUCGUUCAUUUUACUCGACGCUUCGUUACUGAGGGGACACGAGCGACGGCGCUGGCGCGGCUGUGUUCCUGUUUUGUUAGACAUUAGUUAUCAAAAAGUAAAUGUGACAUUACUAUUACAUAAAAUUCGAAAGGCACAAAUAAUAUGCCUAUAAAUUCUCUAACUGUACAAAAGCUUUCAGCAUUAGCUAAAAUUUUGGACGCGAGUGCGAUUUAUUGGUCAUAACGUACGUCUUGAAAGUAAUGAAAUCGUAUAAUGAAGUGCUCUAAUGAAAAUCUAAUGCAGUGACAAAUUAUUUUAAAACUAUAUUUUUAUUUAUUUUGUGGUUUAAUUGAAAGUGCUUGAUUAACCUCAAAAUGGAUUUGGAGUACGAUCGCAAGUUCGAGGAGAUGAAGAAAUACAUUCCUUUUUUGGAAAAUAUGAUCAAAAGACUGGAAAAUACGAAUUCUGUGUCAAAUCCGAGACAGGCUCAGCUCGAUAAGAUAAGGUCUCUAAGAGAUCUUCUUAUGGACAAGAAAAGAAGAAUGAAAAUGGAAAAUUUACUGAAGUGUGAACAAGUUUUGGUCAAUUUGUACGAAAAAGUCGAACAGAGGGAUUCCUUGCCAGUCCUUAAAAAAGAUGGGAAUAUUUCGCAGAAAGACAAAACUGAUUUAAAUACAGUUAGAAACAAGCUAAAAUCAGCUGUGAUAAAAUUACAAAACGAAAGUGUAGACACUUUACCAGAAAUUGCACGCGCCAGUGAAACUGAAGAAGUAUGCGUGCCGGGAAGUAAAGAACCUGCAUUAUUCCAGCGCAGACCCUGUAACAAAUCAUCCAUGUCACCUACGCGUCCUAUCACUAACAAAAUAAAAGAAGGGUCUCCUCCAAUGUCUAAAAGAAAUUACACGCGGGUUUUACUUUCACCAGAAACAAAUCAAAAUCGCUGGUCUACUGAAGAGAAUUUGUCAGAGAAACCACUUUUUAGCAGAAGAUCACCGCGUCGACUCUCACCUUCUUAUCACAAAAAAGAACGCAAAAAACUAUCUAAAAAUAAAUCAAAGUUAAUGGAGUCCAAAGAUCUUAAUAUUACUUUAAAUGUGCCAGAAGAAAGCUUAAACUCAUUAAAUACGAAAGACAUUCUGACCAGGAUAAUAAACUGUAGUGAUAAUGAUGUAGACAUUGAUACAUUACGGGAAUUACGGACGCAAAUCCUUGGAGAGUUGAAAGAAACAGGGGCUAAUGAAGACAUAUCUGAUUUAAUUCUCAAAUCUUACAAAAAAAAGGCUAUCAAAGACCAAAAAGCUGAGGAGAUUGAAGAAGGAGAAUUAUCUGACAGUGAAAGUGAAGCAAUCGAAAGUAUAUAUGGCAGUUUAGUUAUAAUGGAAAAAGAAAAAUCAAAAAGUGUGUCCAAUAAAAUAUCUAAUGAGGAACCACGUAAAAUACAAAUAUGUCUUGUUAUUAACUCAGAUAAAAAUAAAUCUAAUACAACUAACGAAGAACAAGAUAAAACAUUGCCUGUCGGCUCAUCUGAUUUUGAAACACUUAGUAAUAACAGACAAAGUGAAAUAAAAAAAGAUUUAGCUAAAUCUAAUGAAUUUGGUAAAAAUGUAAAUACCGAAGAAAGUACAUCAAGUUUUGAACAAGUCAAAUCUCUUAAGGUUGAUGAUCAAACACAGGCACGAGUUGUUGUUAAUGAAAAUAAAGCCGUUGAACAAGAUGAAAGGAACGAACAACAAAAAGCUAUGGAAAAUGAUAUUAAACCGGAAAUAAAAUUGGUGAAAUCAAAAGAAAUUGAUAUGCCAUUAGACCUCGAUAAAUCAGGAGUUAAACAAAAUGAAGACAUUAAUAGGUAUGUACCUGAAAAUCGAUCGUGCAGCAAAAUUUUACAAAAUGAAUCAAGUGAACACAUUGGUGAUAGUAGUCAAAAUGCAAACAAAUCCAAUGAAAUUAAUGAACAAAAUUCGAAUGUUGAAAUACCUUUGCUAGAACCCACACAAAAAGUAUCGGAAAUUGAUAUUUUACAAGCUUUAAAAAAAGAAAUACUGAGUGAAACAGAUAAUGUUCUUAGUUCAGACGCAGAGACACCAGCUUUACAUCAACCAAAAAUAACAAAAGUAGGUAAUGCUCACGAAAUAGGGUCUAAGAAGAGAAUAUCAAUCGAGAACUAUAAAGCUAAAACAAAUACCCCUUUAAAAAAUAUUCUUGGUAACGAAAUAUCUUCCAACAUGAACAAAGAUGAUAUUAAUAGAAAACAGAGUUUGAAACUGACGGAGAAGGAGUGUGAACGUUUUAAUUUUCCAUCUAAGUUAACAAUAGAUGAAAGUUCAGACGAUGAAGACAAGUCUCUUUUAUCUGCGGAUGAUAUUUACGAAAAUUUAGCCCCUAAAUCACCCGAUCACGAAGAUUUUGCAGAUACAGGUAUCAAACCACCAGUAAUUAUUCCAAGUGAUCCUGUUGAAACAACAAUUGUGCAUUCAGAGGCUGAUAUAGAUAUGAGAAAAAUUUUACCAGUUUUGCAGUGUAAUUUGAACUCUGAUGUACUUAAUGCCUUAUCGUUUUGUAAAGAUAAUACGAUAAAAUCUUUUAGUACAGAAAAGGAUAAAAUAAAAAACAACGAUAAACUUACAACUCCAUUACUAGAUCCUAGAAUGAAAAAAGAUAUAAACGCUUCUAUUAAUCCCGAGAGCCCUAAUCCAUAUAUAAUGAAUAUUGACAAAACAUCCAGAUCAGUUAUUAAUUACGGAAAUUGUACAUCAAAUAUAAAUGUACUACAAAAUAUGAACUCCAACUCAUCAUUAAUAGGAAAUAUGAAUUCGGGAUUAAACAGAUCUAUACUAUCACCAAACUUGCCUAGUAAUGUGACGCCAAAUAUUACACCAAAUGUGGUUUCUAAUUUGGCACCUAUUAUGACUCAAAAUGUACCAAAUAUGACACCUAAUACGAGAUCCUACGAUAUGACACCCUCCCGACAAACAGUUGAUAACGAGGAUUAUUCUAAUCAAAAACACGUGUAUGCUCCUAUGUUUCCCAUUGUUGAUACGCGGGAUCAUAGUGAGAAACAAAAAUGGGAUAAUUUGGAUAAUAAUGGAUUACCUUUUUGGGAAGACCCGCGAAGCAUUCCGAUCCAAAGAGAUACGGAUUAUAGGGAUCUAAGGCAAAGAGACGGUGAAUAUAACCCCGCUUUCGAACAUUAUAGAGAUAGCCCCAGAAAUGAUCGGUAUAAUUUUGAAAAAAUAGAACAAUGCCAUAGAGCAGAGUGUCCAACAACCCCAAGUCAUCCUUUUGGGCGAUUAGAUUGUCCAAAAUCAUCAACUUCUUUUGGGAAAAUGGAUUUGCCUAUGACCCCUGUUCAUCCCUUUGGCAGAUCUGAUUGCCCAUCGACCCCUAACCAUCCUUUUGGCAGAUCUGACUGUCCAUCUACGCCUAGUCAUCCUUUUGGUAGAUCUGAAUGUCCAUCUACCCCUAAUCAUCCUUUUGGACGAUCAGAUCCGUUAAUUCCUAUGCCGUUCGUCAGACCCGAUUUUAAUCAUAUUCCAAAUCAAUCUUUUGGAAAACCGAUUGAUCCAAGGUUCAAAAGAGGUUCAGACUAUGAUAUGUAUCACAACCGUGACGAUGAUAGAGACCAUGGUUUUUAUCAAGAUCGUAAUUUCAAUUCGAGCUCAUAUAAGCCUGAUCACAAUAAUAGAAAUAACAAUCCUGAAUUAUUUAGAAAGUACCAAAGAGAACAAAGCUUAGGAAGAAAUGACAGGAAUAAAAACUAUGAUCACAACGCUCGUAAUUAUAAAGAAUCACGCCGUGAGACCAGUGUCGGACGAUAUAAUAGAGAUUAUGACAACGAUAGACCAUAUAAUAGAAAUCACGGUUCAACUAAUAGGAAUUAUGAUUACCGUCAGCAAAAUGAGUUUAAAAACUAUGAUAAAGACGAACGACGUAGUUAUAAACGUGAAAAAAGCGUUAGCCGGAUGACCUCACACUCGUCAAUAAGAGAUCCUAGCGUUGGUCGGUCAUUUCCCAAAGAAAACCAAGUAUCGGUUCAACGCAAUGCUGAUCAUUCUUUUACUAUUGAUACAAGUGUUAAUAGUACAUUUCAAGAAUAUAAUAAUCACAAAAACAGAUUUUCAAGUUUUGAUUCUCGAAGACAGCGGGCUGCAAGUGUUGGACGAACUUUAGCUCGCGGUUCAAGUCCAAACAAGGUUGUCAAUAAAGAGACGAAAGUUGUAUUUAAUCAUUUUGAAAAUAAAAAUAGGAACCUUAGUUUUCGUCGAGCUUGCAGUGUUGGAAGGGAAAUAAAAGAUAAUAAACUUGACUUUAAAGACAUUAAAGCAGACUUAAAGUCAUUUAAAUUGAAAGGAGAAUCAAGGUGGGAUAAAGUAGAAACUAACAAAGAAGAAAGUAGAAAAUAUACUGAAGUCGUCAGAAAUUCUGAACCCCGUAGUAAAAAGGAAAUUCAUAAGAGCCAUAUUAAAUCAAGUCAAGGUAAUUUAAAAUAUACACCAAGACAAAAUAAUAGAGACCCGAGAAUGCGACGUGAGAAUUCAUAUGAAUAUAAGAGUUCUAAAGAUAAUAGUAGAAGUAAAUCGAAAGAUUCUAAAAGUUUCGGUAUUGUUUAUUCCAAUGAUAAUAUUACAAAGGGAACUAUAUUAGGCCCAGGUUACGGUGUAAAAAACUAUAAAAUACCUAAAAUAAAACGUCCUCCAGAAACGGUUAUGGACAAGGAAAUCAACUCAAACAAAUCGAAAGAAAGUGAAAACACAGAUAUAGAUAAUAGAACAGAAGAUGGUAAAAGCAACUUAAGUAAGAGUAUUAUCGAUAAAAACGAAAGUACUACAACAAAGAAUAAAAUUUGUGAUCCUAAACAUAUUACUAAAGAAAACAUUGCAGAACUGAUAAAUAAUCAAAAUAAAUUGAAAGGACCGAAAUGUGAUUUAGAUGUCUCAAGUAAAGUGAAGGUAACGGAAAACCCGAAAUCAAAAAAAGCUCACGAUAUGAAACAAAAAAACAGUGAUGAUGUUCUAAUUGAUAGUUGUAAAAAUCAUGAAAUCGAAAGACAAAAUAUUUCAAAUCAUAUUGUUAACUCAUCAAUUGAUACUGUCGAAAAACGAGUAACAAGGUCUACGAGUAAAAGCUUGUCGUUGGAUUCUUCUGUAGAUAUUUCUCCUGUUAAACGAACAAAAAGGGGGAAAAAAACAUAUGUUUACGACACAGAUUCGGAUGAUAACGAUAAGAAAAUAAAAAAUACGGUAUGUGAUAAUUCAACACUAUCUAACAAAGACACAAAUAACGAAAAGUCUUAUGAUAUUGGGCAGACUAAUGAAGUGACAUGUCAAAAAGAAGAUUCAAAUUCUCAAUGCGCUUUGAGCACAACAAAUGUUAAAUCUAAAGACAAAAAAACAGCUAGUGGCAUAGAUUCCGGCUUCGGGAUGGAUGACCUUGAAAUAUUUGCAGAUAAUGUUACAUCAGAUCCUGUCAUAGAUAAUAUUAAUGCUUUAAUAGCUGAUUUGGAUAAUGAUCUUGAUUCUUCUAAGCCUGUAGAUACCAAUAGUAACUUUAAUAGAGAACUAACACUUGAAACUAUGCUUGAAAAUAUAACUAGCCCAGAAGAUAAUGAAAAAAAACAAGACAGAUUUGAUGAACUACCUGAAAUCAAACCAGAUUCGAUAACAUUGGUAAAUAAUAAAAGUAACCCAAAAUUAAUAUGUCACGAAGAAAAAUCAGAAAGUAUUUCUGAAACCAACAAUCCGACCAUGUCAAAGAUAGAUUCAGAUGCUAAUAAUACUCAAUCUGUUCUCAACUUUCAAGAAAAUAAUACAGAGAGCAAAAUAGAUUCAAAAAAUUUGGAAAGCCAUCAAUCUCUUAAACAUGAAAAUAAUAUUGACACAGUUGAGAUUCCAGAUAAUACAACAAAAAUAAUUGAGGCAGAAGAUAAUCUUAACAGCGAAGCUAUUGUGUCGACUUCAGAAGAAAGAGAAAAACAAACCUUAGAAGCGCAGCCAGUGAAAAGCGCAAGCGAUAUCAGUGUUCAAAAUAAACCUGAUAGUACGAUAAAUAGCAAUGCUACUCGAGACACCUUGGACUCAGAUCAGAGAAACUUACCUGAUAGCACGAAUGACAUAAAUGACGAAAUUAAUUCUGUAAUAAGUUCUACCCACAAUAGUUCCAAUUCUACUAAUAUUAAUACGCUUAAUGCAGAUACAAAUUCAUGUAAUACACCAGCACCGAAAAAUAAUUUAGGUAAACUGUUAUCAAUAAAAAUAAAAGAGUUACUUGGUUUAUUGGGGGAUCAAUCCGGCGAUAAUGAAAAAAUUAAAAAGAAAUUAGAAAAACUUAGUGAAAUAGUAUCGGACGAUGAAGAGAAUACAGUUGAAGACGAAAUAGGUAAACAAAAAAGUGAUAUAAAAUAUGAAAAUAGUAGUGAAGUGGUCAGUUUUUCUCCAUUAUUAGAACAAGAAAAAAAAGAAGAGAUUGAAAAUAAGGACGUUGAUAAUAAUGAAUCCCUAAAACAGUCUGCAGAAGAUAUAAAAAGUGUAAAUGAUAAAGAGGAAGGCUUUUCUUCAAAAGAAAAUAACUGUGUUCCGGAAAUAAUUGAAAAAAGUAGAGAGGACAUUACUGCUGCACCAUCGGAAAUAAUCAAUGAAUCAAACAGUUUAAAUGAACAGAAAGAGAAGAAUUCAAUUGAGUCUGAAGAAAAUAUUAAUAAAAUAAUUGAGCAAGAUGUUCUAUCUUCGAAAAAAACACCAGUGAUCACGAAAAAGACUAAAAAAGGUAAAAAAAAGACAACAGGUAGGGUAGGAGUAACUAAUGAAGAGAGGCGUUUAACACGUUCAGAUGCUGCAAAUUUGCGCUUUGAUAAACAACCCACUGUAAAAAAACCAUCUAGGGAAUUGCAAAAGUUACAGGAAGAUAUAAGAGAAAUGUUUAUAAGAGAUGAUAUCUUAGGUGCCACUGGUAUAAGAAUGUGUCGCUUAGCAAAAUUGGUUGACGAAAGUAAGAAUCAAAAAGAAGAACAAAAUGUUGAAAUUAGUAACCAAGAACCAGUAGUAAUUCUUGAAAAAUGUAGUGAUUUGAAUGUGUCCGAAGAUACUAUAAGUACGGACAAAAUAACGAAGAAAAAGAUGGUAAAAGGGAAAAAAAAUACUUCUGAUCAAAAUGUUUUAAUUGAUAUGGAUAAUGCAAAAGGCAAAUAUUCAACAAAUAUUAAAACAAAGGUGAAAGACAAGAUAAGCGACGUAGAUCCAUACGUAUUUGAAACGGAUUCUGUAAAUGAAACUAAAAACGUAAGUGACAAUAAAAAUGAUAAUGAUACUUCAGAUUCUGAAAAUGAGUCUUUAUAUUCUUCCAAGAGUUUUGGUAGUACGGAGGUACUAGCUGAAGUAAAAAAAAAAGUUAAAAGGAAAAGAUCUAAGGGAUGGAAGGCGGGAAUAAUAAAGCCAAAGAAUAAAAAAAAGAAGAUUGAUCGUCAAUCGGACUCGGUUUGUUUAAUUGAUAAUAGUGUUGAAGUCUUGAACAAAACUAUACUAUCAGGUACUGAUUGCUUUACGGAUAAGAAUUAUUGCUUUGAUAAAAAUCUAUCAAAUUAUGAGUGUCGGUUAUGUACUUACAACGGGACGGACAUAGUGUGUCAUUAUAAGAAACAACAUCCUCAUUCAGAAAUACCACUGUCAAGAAUGAGUCCCGCCGUAGCGUUGGAGGCUAUAAAAGAGUCUGAAAAACUGAACUUUCAAGUUAUUAGCAAAGUCCCUUCAAAGAGAUAUAUUUGUAGAUUCUGUUUUAAAGAAUUCGGUGGAAAGAAACCCGUUCUAGAGUCAUUCUUUUGGCAUGUAGUUAGCAUGCAUACUGGUGAAUACAAACAGCUUUGUUCAGAGUGUCUAAAUGUGCAACGCUGUCCAUUUAGUAUGGAUAUUCCUCCACCCCCAAAAGAUAUUAAAGGUCAACUCCUCGGUUACGUUUGUGAAAAAUGUAAUUAUACACAAAUUUCUUUAGAAAAUCUAAAGACUCAUGUUAUAAUACGACACAAUGAUGAACAAACUGCAGUUUAUACAAUAAACUUAUCGGUUACCGCGAAAGGUACCAUAAAUAAUAUGUUAACUGAGGUUACAGGUACUCAAAAUACCGACCUUGAAAAUAGAUUGCCUCGUAUUCUUAGAAGUUCUCGAUCCAAUCAAAGUAUAGGAGAAAGCAGUGAUGUUAGAAGUGAUUCUACUGACGACUGUAAUCGAAGUCUAAAGAGACAAAGUACAAAAUCUGAAAUUGAAAAAGUGGUUAAAACUAGUAACAUUCAAUCUAAAAUUACAUUUGAAAGCGACAACACUGAUGAAAUAUCGAAUUAUGAUGAACAAAUUUCUAAGGUUAAAGUUGAACUAUCAAAUGAAAAUCUAGAAGAUGUAAAUUUUGACAAUUUACAACAUGAAUCAGAGCAUGUAUCAUUUGACCUUCCAAUUACUGCCGAGGAGACAGUAGAACCAUCUGUUUCGAACGAUAUUUGUAAUUAUUCUCAUUUUAAAAUUAAAUAUUCGGCUUCUGGUUCUAAAGAAUACAUAUGCUGUAUAAAUGGAAAUGAUUUACACUACCGGACAACACUUUUAAUUUCUUUUAAGAAACACGUACAGUUGAAGCAUUCGGAACAUUGGGAUGGUUAUUGUUUUAUAUGUAAAGUUAUUGUAACCCCUCAAGGAGUACAUUUAUUUAAAGAUUGUCUACAACAUUUUUUGGACCAGCAUAUUGAUAACUUUCCUGUUAUGGAAGAAAUAGCUGAAAAACCAUUACCUAAUGGUGAACCGAAACUUUCCAAUAAAUCUAUUAGUGAGAACGUAAGCACUAAACCCUAUAUUAACGUACGUCCUUUAUCAGAGCUUAUUUCAAAAACCAGCACUGCUCAAACAUCCGACGAAAGUGCUCCCCUAUUACCAGUUAUUGAAAGUGUAAUAAGCCUGGGAACUGGAAUUGAACAAUCUAGGCCUAGUCCUUCUUAUCCAAAACCAGAGACCAUAGAAGGUCCAAAACAGUUCAGACAUGAGGAAGCUCAAGCUGAGAUAAUGUCAAAGAAGCACCGAGUCGUUUUAGAAGCAAUGAUGUCUCACGUCAAAUUAGUUAAAGUAUUUAAAUGUGCGGGUCGCUUUUGUUCUUUCACAACAGAUAGUGCAGAGGAUGCGCUACUUCAUGCGUCAACCCAUACGCGAGUUGGUGGGGAAGAUUCACUCAAAUGUGCUUAUUGUGACUUUGAUUCUUCAAGUAACGCAAUUGACUUGAUAACGCACGUGUUUAAAAACCAUGGAUGCUGUCAAUAUGCGUGUGAAAUGUGUUUUUAUCGAGCAGCCGCUAGCCAGUUAGUUAAUGCUCAUAUUAAAAGGGUACAUGCAGAAGUUACCACGGCAAAAAUUCUCCAUACAACGUUACAAACAGCCCCUAUUAAAGAAGAUAAUAUUUUGUCAAGAGAAGCUGCUGUUCCAUACUACCUUUGUUGUGCUAGUAGCGGUUCUGAUGCUCCUUGUAAGUUCAGAACAUAUACACCGGGGAAGUUCUGUGAACAUUUACAGAUACGACAUUCUACUGCUACGGAACAUUCUUGUUUUAUGUGUUCAGCUACUUUAUCAACGCCAGCUGAUUUAAUACGGCAUUUAAAAACCCAUGGCCUCAAGUUGUACCAGUGCACCUGGUGUGUUUUUGGAGCCGAUAACGAAAUGGAAUUACUUGCACAUGCUUCAGCUAAUCAUCCUGAUAAACAGCCAAAAGCCUAUUUAAGGAUUAUUACAAAUAAGGAAGGCACAUCGGAAUUUAGAGUUUUGCCAUUGGCGCACUUAAACAAAUCGGAAAUACCGGCUAUUGAAGUUAUAUCAAGCAAUAUUAAGGAAAAUCCUGUAAGAGAAGCUGAAAGAUCAAUAGAAUUGGAAAAACUAAUUGGACACACGACAUUUAUGAUUGAAUCUAUGGCAACAGAGGUGAAAACGAAAACAACAGAGAGCAAAUUUACUAAUAUUGAUACAAACCCACACGUAAACGAACCACUCUUGGAAAAUAUGACCUUAUUACAAGAAUCCCAACAGAGAAUGGUCACUCCACCCCCUCAAAGUAUAGGCAAUCAAAGUACCCUACAAGAUAAUCAAUUGACACCCAUAUUAAAAAAUGAAAUAAUUGAAAUGACUCCUGAAAAAACAUCUUCUGAUCCAAAUAUUGUAUACUGCUUAGACAGUGACGAAGAAGAUUCCAGUCUAAAUUUAAUCGAUCUAUGCAAUGAUCAAACCGUAUCUAAUACACAAAUUAACACUCCACCGACCCAACCAAAGACAUUACCACUAACACAAUUAUUUUUGUGUGCCAAAUGUAAUAUCACUUGUAGAUGUGGCGCCGGUUUUAAAAAACAUAUUAUGGCCUGCUACAGUCAAAUACCUGAUCCCAUUCCGUGCGCGCAUUGCCCCAUGAAAGUAAAGAAAAAGCAUAUUGUAAUCCAUUAUACAAAAAUACAUGCAGAAGUUGCCCGGUCUUCAUACACAUGUUCCAAAUGCCCGAAAAAGUUUCUUAGUCUGGCCCAAGUGAGAGAACAUGACCGAAGUGACCAUUUAAUGAGUAGUUCCAAUAAUGUAUCGAACGUAGAUAAAGCUCCUGUAAAGACGCAAGUCAAACCGGCAACAGCGGGCAAACGGAAACGAUCGCUUGUGAGUAAAGAAAAAACUAUAGAACCACCAGAAAAAAUUAAAAGAUUUGGGCCCAAUGAUGUUAAUCUUUUACCGAUAAAUCCAAUUCUAGAUGAUUCUGUAUUCUGUUCUCUGUGUGAGUUUAGCACUAAAGUAAGACUUAAUAUGGUGAGACAUUUGCAGCUUCAUGCUGAACAACAAAUCGUUUCUCAAACUGCGCCAGUUAAUCCGGUGCCACAUCUUGAAACAAAUGAAAAACAUUUCGACAGGAUGUUAAAUCUUGCUUCAAGUUCUAUUAUAUCUCGAAUUCCAGAUAGAAGCAAAAUUGAUAGUAAUACCACAGUCACGCUCAUGAUACCUCCGGAAGCCGUAUCUCGUUACCCGAAAUACGUUCCCGAAAAACAUCGCCACACUUGUGGUGCUAAAGGAUGUUCUUAUAUAUCAGUUGACGAAUCUAUGUUUAAAUGUCAUUGGGAGACGUUACAUUCAGGCACAAGUGAUUAUCGUUGUGUCCAUUGCCCUCCGCAUCAACAUUUGGAUACAUCUAAGCCUUUGUCAGCUGUUCGAAUUAUAGCUCACUUAAAAAUGCACGAUGCAACAUUAUAUGCCUGUUCGGUGUGUUCAUACUAUCAUUAUAAACGUCAAAUCCUCGAAAACCAUUUGAAUGAUAUUCAUAAGGCAAUUGGACAAGUAAUGGUGGUGAGGGAAGAAGGCGUUUCACUACCCGUAAAUACGAGCCAGGCUCUGGUAUCAGCUCCGACAAUGGAUUUGAAACCUUGGCAAUGUGGUCUUUGUAAAUUUAAGAGCUUAUUGUGCCCCGAAGUUGUCGAUCAUUGUGCCAAAAUACAUAAUUCUAAGAUGCAAUACAAAUGUGCCUAUUGCGCUUUUAAGACUUCUAAUUCCGAGAAUAUUACUAAACACCAACAUAAAUCACAUUCGGACAAACCAGAAGAGAUUUUCUAUUAUUAUUACCGAGAGGGUUCUGUGCCGACGGAUCCAGACGGCAUACCACUAUGGCAAAAACAAUGUCAGAGAUAUGAUGUUUCAAAAAGUGCCGUAAAAUCUGAAGUGACGACUGAUGUAUGCCCAACUCCACAAAUUACCGUCACAAUAUCUAAGCCUUCAACGAUGGAGAUCGAUUUGAAUUUGGUAAAAACAGAAGUGAUAGAACCAGUUGAAGAUACAAUAGAAGAUUUGUGUAAAGAUUUUGGUGAAUUUUGUGAACCAAAUGGUCUGAAGUAUAAAUGUUCUUUGUGCAAAAACGUCGUAGAAGAUAGCGUCGACGCCAUGCAGUCGCACCUUUUCGAAGAACUUAAAUAUAGAAAAUGGGGAUGCAGUAUUUGUUCAUACAAAGCUUUCCACAAGGCUGGCCUCAAUGGUCACAUGCAGACUGAACACAGGCAAAAUAAAGAGCCCAUUGCCUUGCAGGUGGAUAAAAGAAUCGAGACUUGGGUUGCUAAACUCCUAGAAUAUCAAACGGAACUUAUAGAAAAAAAUAAAGAAAACCUUGCUAAGCAAAAGGAAGAAAUAUUGAGGGCUGCACCGGGUCCAUCCAGACCAAAGACUCCACCCAAGCGAACCGCAGAAUCUAAUGAAAUUAAACAAACUUCGUCUAAUAUUACGAUUUCAAACAAACCAACUAUGGUAGAAUUAGAACGGUUAUUUGGAUCGCUCGGAGCUUCCGUCAAUAUGUCGUUUUGCUGCCCUAAAUGCCAUUCUAUAUUUAAGGAUGAAGAUGCUAUGAAAAAUCACUUAGAAAGUGAAUUGAAUAAAAUACGAUGGGUUUGCAGUAACUGUUCGGUGACAUUCCAAACAUAUCACGAAGCGCAAUUUCACUGCAGAAGCGUCCAUCAAGGGCAGAGCUCGCGGCCCGUGGAAGUCAUUAGGGAUGCCGCGAUCCGGUCAGCCUGGAUCGAAGCAGUUAUCCGUGUUCAGAAACUCACUAUGAACUACGUACCACUGCCCUCCAAAAGUUUUGUUAAAGAUACUGAUCAUUCCGAGGAAAAAUCUGAUGUUCCAGAAAACUCUUUACUCGUCGUUCGUUACGAGGAAAGAAUACCUACACCAGAAGAACAAAUGGUGCGUAGGUCAACAGCUUUACACAGCACAGACAGCGAUGAUGAUAAAUUAAUUAUUGACGAGCCAAUAGAAAGCAAAAAAGCGAAGGCAUUGAAUAUUUGUCCACAUUGUGAAUACCAAACAAUAAACGCAAAAGUGAGUCGCACUCACAUUUUGCGACAUUAUAAUUUAAGGCCUUUUACGUGUUCAUAUUGUGGACUAGAUGGAAGCAAAAAGGCCUUAGAACAACAUCAAAAAAGUGUACAUUUAAAUCAACCAAUGAAGUUAAUAUACACGCCGAUACCGACAGAAUCACCUCUAGAUUUUUUGCAAAUUCAAUCAGCAAAUUUGAACGAUCAAACAAAACUUGUGUGUCUGGUUUGUCGGAAUGCAUUUACAGAAGCCGAUAUGGCAGUACACGUUCACGAUAAUAUUAAAGCAAGUUUUGGCAAGAAUGGAGAAGUUGUAGUCAAAUGCAGUGUUUGUUCUUCCUUACACAAGGAUAUUACUGCUUAUUUCAACCAUCAUAAAAGUCUACACGGUUCGAUAAGUGUUAAUUACGUCUUUGAAAAAUUGACAAUCAAUAAGGACACUGAACUUAAGUAUAAUGCUUCUAGGAGCAGCGACAAGAAAUUGUCCACAUUAAUGGAUUCGAAAAUGCGUGUCGACUUAAAUGAUUCUUCCAAACCCAUACAUACAGUAGAGUCAAAGCUUCAAGAACCAAUCCCAAAAAAAAUUGUCAUUGACUUAGUUGACGAAGACGAAGUAGGUACGAAAAGGAAAAAAUUGGACGUCUCAAUUUCGUCGCCGAGUAAAAAAGUAGCUAGAAAAUCAACCACCAAGUUACCGUUUAAAAGGCCAUUUGCAAAAAAAUCUACGACAAAACUGCCUUUCAACGUGGAUAGUGAGCCUGAGGAGUUUUCGUAUUACGGCACUAGACCCUCGACUGAUGAUCUCGAUGGAGUGACAACUAUGAUGUCCUUCUGGAACACAAUGAUGCCAUUUACUUUGAAGAAAUUAAGUGCAAUCAUAAACAUUAAUCCCGUUGUGGAAGUGGAAAUGUUGAAGAAAUAAUUAAAAUAUGUUUGCAGUGACAUUGAUUCGUAUGGAAUUAGUUGUUCUCUGAACGUAGCCAUAUUGUAAUGGCAGUGAUCUGUGAUUUUUUUCAUACUACAUUAUUUUAGUUUGUUCUAGAAUUUAAGGUAAUUUUUUCGAUUCUAUUCAGAAAAUAAAGCAUUUGUAUUUUGUUAAGAUCAACUAUUAGUACGUAUGUCCUAAGUGUAUUACUAAUUAAUUUUUAUUCAUUAUGAUAUUCGAUUAAAAUGUAAGAACAAGAUACAAAUAAGUGUUUAGACUUCUCGAAAUAAUUGUUUAAUUUACUGUUUACAGUAUGUUAUCUAUAAUUAGGUUCAAUAAAUAAUUAAUGACCCAGAUUUGUCA